GCUGAGGGGGAAUCGCUGUCCCCCAUUUUGUCGGUUCGCUUCUUGCACCCUGUUGGAUCUCCUUGUCCACAGGCCCGUCGGCGCCGGCAGCUCUUUACGUUCGGCCUCCGGCCCGAUGGAAGAGCCUCCCGCCAAGCCCCUCAGCUGUGAAGAGAAGGAAAAGCUAAAGGAAAAAUUAGCAUUAUUGAAAAAGGAAUACAGCAAGACUCUAGCGCGGCUUCAGCGUUCCCAAAGAGCUGGCAAGGCUAAGAAUUCUAACAAGACAGCAGAAGAACAGGAAAUCUUGCCACAAGUAAACCGCUCAGAACCUAAAAAUAGAGUGUCACCUAAUAACAAGUUACAGAUCAAUACCCAUUUCGGCCAAGAAACCAGGGCAAAGGCAUCUGUCGCACUUGAUGUUGAGCCCGAGUCCUUCAACCCUGGAGAUGGCCCAGAGAAAGCAUCAUAUCCUCAAGAAGCUGGUGAUACCCCAACACAUUUUCCUUGCGGGGUCAGUGACCCUGAUGGUGAGAAACAGCAGAAUAAGCUGCUAGGGCGAAGAAAGCAGCAACAGAAGAAAAUCUUCUCUCAGAAGAGAGAGUAUUUUGACACUGAUCCACCUGUCGUGUCUGAAAAGAGGCUAAAGGAACUGGAAAAUGACCACAGCAAGAAUCCCGGGUCACCAACUGAGAUUAGAAUUCAACUUUCAAGUCCGAAGCCUGAACUCCUUGAUUCUCCAGUGCCAGUUACAGGAUCUCACAGCGGCGGAUUCAUUGCACCAGCUGCCAAGCCGAAUAGAGAUGCUGAUCUACUCUUAAGAGGAAAUAUGUGCUGUGAUCAGCAUCUUGAACGCCUGCUUCCUACAGAUAACUGUGAACAUUUUAUUCCAGGCUUCGAAAACAGUAGCCCUGUUUCACCUGUUUGCCUGAAGGCGCAAGGCAAAAAACAGACUGACCUGACAGAUAACCCAGGAGUAGGUAAAGCUGUAAGUCCAAGUAGCCAGCUGCCCAAAAGCACUAACUGCCAGGCCGGUAAUUCAUGUCCUAAGAAUGAAGUCACUGACAACAACUUACAAGCAAAUAGGAAGCAAAAUGUAGAACAGAACCACGCACAGAAUUCUGUCAGCUCUCCCGGUCACAGUCUGGAUGGUAACAAUGCAAGUCUUCAGGAAAAUGACGCUGUGACUCAGUCGGAGAGUCCCAGCUCAAAAACAGCUUCUGCUUCCACAGAGAAUCCCAUCGAUUCAUGCACAGUGGUUGAAGGCCUGCCGUUUCCUGCAGAGUACUAUGUUAGAACAACACGAAGCAUGUCUGCUUGCCAGAGAAAAGUAGCCCUCGAGGCCGUAAUUCAAAAUCAUUUAGGGACCAGGAGGAAAGAGUUUAAAAGCAAACGUAAGGAAGCAACGGAUCGUUUAAAGCAUUCCUGUAAAGCAACUGAGCAAAGUGAAAUCAGGAUGUCAGACGCAUGCGCAGGAACAAGUUCAGAAAGUCCUUCACGGAAGCUCGUGUCGUUAACUGCGGCUAGCUCUCCCACGGGACGCGUUGAAGGCAGUAAGAUCUCUAGGAAGGCAGUUACCCGACCACCUAAUAGACGGCACAGGAGAAAAAGAAAACUGGUCUGUACCCCGCCGUUGGAUCAUGAAUUACCUUUGCCAACUUGCAACAUAUCAGAUGUUAAUGGGUCCGAGGAGGAAGUCACCUCGCACAAGAAUCGGGACAACAAAGCAAUUAAUCAUGGUGACAGAGUUAAAAGGUGUGAACUACCUGCUGAAGACUUUGGGUGCCUUCAGCUGGAGAACCUGAAGCUGUGCUCAGAAGCAACACGUGAGCCUUUUGGGUCAAAACUGUGUCGGGAGAGGCUUUUCCAAGAAGAUAACUGUUUAAUGGAGGAACUGACUCCGAAGCCAAUAGAUACAGAAAUGGAGGACGUGCAAGAAGAGCAUGGUCUGUUUGGAAGAGCGCACCCUAGCGAGCCAAAGCUUCAAAACCAAAACGGCAGGAAGGGCCUUUCUUCCUCCAUUCUGCUUUUCACUCCCUCAGAUACCGCUGAGCCUGAUGCUCCUGACAGGGCCGCUGCAGAUGUGUGUUCACCUGUUUUGCCCAUGUUAGGUACUACUCCAGCUUUUGGCUCCCAACCGUACUGUGAGGAGACGUCUAGAGAGGGUGCUGGGCAGGCCUGCUCUCCACCCCAAUUUUCUCAGGUGAAAGGCCCAGUCAGUCCUGAAGGUGAUAGUAAGCACCGCGACAGUUCAGCCCGUGUGUCAGGCAGGCAAGGACAACCCACCUGGGACUGCAACUCCGGCCCCUCGGCCACACCUCCGCCAGUGGAGUCACUCAGCGUCAGAGAAGAUCCACUCUGUGGAGACCCAUGCCAGGAGCGACAUACACGUUUGGUGGAACAGACGGAAAUGGCAGAUCCUUCUGCUUGUGAUGACUCUCUAAACUCCCACGACCUACAAUUGGUUUCAAAGUUAAAGAGUGCUUCUGGUUCCUGCUCUGUGGAUGUGAGUGCCAUGUGGUGGGAAAGAGCUGGUGUCAAAGAAUCAUGCAUCAUAACUGCCUGUGAGUACGUCGUGGCUCUGUGGAAACCUCUGGAUGCUAAGCGGUGGAAAAAAAAUUAUACGUGGCACUUCAAAGAGAUUCCAGUUUUACAAAUAGUUCCUGUGCCUGAUGUCUGUAACCUAGUGUGUGUAGCUUUAGGAAAUUUGGAAAUCAGAGAACUCAGGGCAUUACUUUGUCCCUGUGAUGAUAAAAGUGACAAGCAAGUACUACUGAAAUCUGGAAACAUAGAAGCUGUGGCUGGCCUGACCAAGAGGAGACUAGUCAGUAGCAGUGGCACCCUGGACGACCAGCAAGUGGAAGUCAUGACAUUUGCAGAAGAUGGAGGAAUCAAUGAGAAGCACUUUUUGAUGCCUCCUGAAGAGGCCGUAACAACUUUCGCCGAAGUCCAAGGGAUGGAGGAAACCCUGCUUGGCACAACGGGGAUGAGCAGUAUUGUGAUUUGGAAUUUAAAAACUGGUCAACUCCUGAAAAAAGUGCACAUUGAUGAAUCUUACCAUGGUUCAGUCUGUCACAAAGCCUAUUCGGACAUGGGGCUCCUGUUCCUUGUUCUGAAUCAUCCUUGCGCCAAAGAUGGUCAGUCACUCGAAAAGCCUGUGUUCCAGCUGAUUGCGAUUAACCCCAAGACGUCGCUGAAUGUGGGAGUAAUGCUGUACUGUCUCCCUCAUGGGCAGGCUGGCAGGUUCCUGGAAGGUGACGUGAAAGACCACUUUGCAGCAGCAGUCCUGACUUCGGGAACCAUUGCCAUCUGGGACCUGCUUCUCGGUCACUGCACUGCCCUUCUGCCUCCUGUCUCUGACCAAAAUUGGUCUUUUGUGAAAUGGUCAAGCACAGAUUCUCAUUUGUUAGCUGGACAAAAGGAUGGAAAUAUAUUUGUGUACCGCUGCACGUGAGGCAGGGCGAGACGAAAACAGUCGUUGGUUACAUUUGACAUGUUAGUAUAUUUUUUUCAGUUGUAACGGUAAGAGAGAAUAUCUUGAGAAUACCGAAUAGUUACUUUUGAUCAUCAGAAUUAAUUUUUAUUCUGAUGGCAGCACUACUGACCUUAAAUAAGUUCAUUUGUGCUUUCACUGUGAAAAGGGGUUUUGGGUUGAUUUUUGUAAUUCUCUGCAUUUGCACUUUCAGAUUAAUUGUUUCAACUCUCCACAUUUGUACAUUUACUUUUAAAGUUGUACAGAAAGUUUUAAGUGUGAAUAAAUAUUUAUUGU
Messenger RNA from Ochotona curzoniae (black-lipped pika), 3745 nucleotides. It is a transcript of the gene PALB2, whose product is annotated as partner and localizer of BRCA2. Gene Ontology annotation, biological process: double-strand break repair via homologous recombination. Gene Ontology annotation, molecular function: DNA binding; protein binding. Lineage: Eukaryota; Metazoa; Chordata; Mammalia; Lagomorpha; Ochotonidae. The transcript has 13 exons. The record is from RefSeq and is a predicted model, not a curated record. The coding region runs from base 116 to 3430 and encodes 1104 amino acids. Gene Ontology annotation, cellular component: nucleoplasm.